Molecule: messenger RNA, 1197 nt
Organism: Symbiodinium necroappetens
Lineage: Eukaryota; Dinophyceae; Suessiales; Symbiodiniaceae
Source: the annotation of a GenBank genome assembly
GAGUCGGCCGUUUCAGAUGCAUCGGGCCAGAGCGACAAGGAAGCUGAAAAUCAGGACGAUGGCUACGAGCUGGACAGCGAGGAGCCGCCGUCUGAAGUUUCGGAUGCUUGCGAAGGAUCAGAAGAGGAAGCCGAGGAAGCCGCCCCGGCAUCCUCAGAUCCAGAGCCGAGCUCACCCGAGGCAUCUGAUGAUGAAGCAAGUGCUUCCUCUGCCAGCGAGGAUGAGGAGCCAGAGCUGCCGCCGCCCUCGAAGAAGGGGAAGCACACUCGCGAUGAGCGAGUGACUCCACGCAAGCUUGAGUCGCAGGAGAAGCACAAGAAGAAGGACAAAAAGAACGACAAAGCCAGGGGUACGGAGAGUGGCAAGGAGAAAAAGCAAAGGCAGAGUAGCCCGAAGAGAAAGGCUGCAGAGGAUCCCCGGGGCCCACAGAAGCCCAAGAAGAAGCAAAGGCAAAGUAGCCCGGAGAGAAAGGCUGCAGAGGAUCCCAAGGGCAAGAGCCGCAAUAAGCAUGGUGCACAGGCCGGCGGGUCUGGGACGGCCUUGUCUGAAGCAGAGCAGAAGCUUAAAGCCAUUAACAGCAACUCACACCACACGGAGUAUCUUCGGUUUGGGCGAUGGACCAGCAACAGGAAGAGAUUCCCAAAGGUGCUAAAGGACUGCCUUGCCAAUGAGUCCAGCCGAAUGAAGUUGUUCGAGGAGUAUGUGGCAGCAAAGGGCGAUGUGAAUCAAAUCAUUAUGAAACAUGAACAGCAACUUCGCGAGGCGCAACGAUCCCAGAUCAGGUACGGCUUUCGUGGAGAGAAGUGGGUCCGUGACACACAUGGGGACACCAAGGGCGAGAAGAUCAUGGAGACGAUUGCCGACCCGGAAUGUCCAGAAGAUUCUCUCUACUUUGUUUUCGUGGAAAUUAACAUCGAUGACGUUCGCGAGAUUCAGAGGAUUACGAAGCUGGAACUAGCAGGGCAACUAGACGAAGAGAUGUUGAAAGCUUUCACGGAGGCCGGAGGAAUCCUGGACUCCAGCAAGCAGCUCGCUCUGGGCAAUGGGGUCAGCAGUGAUACCGUGGGCAAGGCUUUGAAGAUGAUGGGGGGUGGAGCCCCGGCAACGGGGGCAGCGAAGGCGAAGCCCUCGAAGGGCAAGGCUGAGCCAAGCAAGGCCGCCAAGGUGGGACAGCAGAGGAAGUUUAAGUUGACAUAG